GGAAGUUUCUCAGCGGAUACGGUUCCUGUACUUUUUGUAUCACUGCCUAGGACGCUAAAACUAGCCUGCAGAAAAAUGUAACUGGUGUUAUACCGGUUAUUACCAUGGCGCGGCACUUCGGCCGUAUUUUCGGUGAUUCACCUAGAAGCAGAGCUCUUAUUCUGUUAGUAAAAUCUUAAGAAAAGCAAGUGUGCAUAGGCUGCAGUGCCCUCGAUUAAUGUGACAGGCACUGCGAUUCAAUGGACAUCGCAGUAGACAUCGUUGAAUUCAGGGUGCCAGUUGAAAACAACAAAACUAUUUUUAUCUGGGACAUACAAGCAUCGUUUUCGGAAGCGUAUAUUUAUGAGGCGCUAUGGAGUGUGUACUCAGCAUUUGGAGCUCUCUACCUGGUGAAGGUGUGUCCCAAUGCUGCAGUGGCUGUGCCGGGUUUUUAUGCAAUGGUCAAGUUUUACUCCUUUGCCCACGCAUCAAAAGCCCAGAAAGCCACUGACAAACAGUGUCUCUUCCAGAACUCUCCCCUCAAAGUGAGGUUGAGCACAAAACAAAACCCAACCUUCCUAUCUGGAUCCCAAUCUCUCAGUCAUGCUAAGUGCCAAGACUUGGCUAAUCACUACUUGGGCUUCAAUGGCUGGUCAACUCGCAUUAUUACUCUAAAGGACAUCUCAAAGUGUGCGGAUGUCGGCUGGAGCUUUGACUCAGCCAGUCAGGGAGAGCUGUUGAAAUACGGCUGCAUUGUGGAACUGACUAUCCCCCAGCAUGGAGUGACAUGUCGCGGGGUUGGUGUCGCUGAAGAUGUUGUAGAUCUGGAGAAAGGGCCAGAAGACAAACUCUGGAAAAUUAGCAAGCUAAAGAAAUGGGCCAAAGACAAGGCAGUAGUUGGAGCCUUUGAGAAAGUCUUACUUAUAGUUUUUGGCAACGGAAAAGUAGCAGUGGAAUGUAGAUUUGACAGAGAGGAAGUUCUGCCAGAUGACAAUGUCAAGGGAGCCAUUCAGGUGAAUGACAUCUCCUGGAGUGAAUUUGAACCUGAUGGUGGAGAGGAGGAAGAUUUGCCCUGGGACUUCAGUAUGGACCUCUCCCAUUAGCCUUCAGCUACUAUAGUUCCAGUUGUGCUUUAGGUUAAAUCUACGCUCUUCACCUUCUCCCAGAGGAAGAGCAUCAUGGACCAAAUAUGAACCACUACAAGAGUAGCUGGACAAUCAGUGUAUUUGAUUUCUUUACAUUUCUUUAGGUGAGCAGUAAACCAAAAUCUUUCAGUUUGUUGUGUCCUUUUAGAGACAUCUGUAAAAAAUCCUCAGUAACUGACUGACAAAUAUAUUUGUUGUAAAUUUUAGUGAACUCAGUUUGGUAGAGGCAGCCCACUAUUCCUGAUAAGUACCAGCAGGUGUCAGUCUUUACCAUUUCAUGGAAACUAUAUCUUAUUUUUCAUCUGUACCUCAUUUAUCUUCAAAUAAAUGGUGCAGGUAAUA
Colossoma macropomum (tambaqui) is the source of this 1466-nucleotide messenger RNA. It is a transcript of the gene rdm1, whose product is annotated as RAD52 motif containing 1. The transcript is spliced from 7 exons. NCBI's taxonomy places the organism in Eukaryota, Metazoa, Chordata, Actinopteri, Characiformes, Serrasalmidae. Gene Ontology annotation, cellular component: nucleolus. Gene Ontology annotation, molecular function: RNA binding. Bases 240 to 1082 code for a protein of 280 amino acids. The record is from RefSeq and is a predicted model, not a curated record.